This is a messenger RNA of Cylas formicarius (sweet potato weevil), 1647 nucleotides long. Its product is annotated as beta-1,4-glucuronyltransferase 1-like. The record is from RefSeq and is a predicted model, not a curated record. The transcript has 6 exons. NCBI's taxonomy places the organism in Eukaryota, Metazoa, Arthropoda, Insecta, Coleoptera, Brentidae. Bases 151 to 1578 code for a protein of 475 amino acids.
GGAACCCUAAAAUGGCUUCACAUACAUUUUAAUAUAAACAGAACAAUCGGUUUUUCCAUUAAUAAAAGGUGAAUACAAGAAGCAGUGUUUGCAAGGACAAGCGAAUCUGGUCUGGUCCAAGAACAUCAGUCUGCCGGCAUCAAAUAUGCAAUGGUUAUCGUACGAACGUCGCGCCUUUUCAAACUAUGCUUCGCGGGAAUCGUGGUGACGUUGUUCCUGAUGAUGGUGAGCAGGAAGGGAAUCUCACAAAGGACCGGUUACGUCGGAUAUAUCACGCUGUACCCUAGAAGCGAGAAGGAUAUCGUCGAUGUGGAACAGGACUAUACCGAAAACGAGUACGUCGAGGUCACUACGAGUAGGAUAAUCGACGAGAAGAUGCCUGGAGCAUUUCUGAGGUCUAUCCCUCCGGUGAAACAAACGAAUAAAAGCUACUGCAAGUUCAACUACGGCCUGCCGUACGACUUGAAGUACAAAGCGAGACACAUCGGGUUUUCCCCCGAAAUAGGCAGGGCCGGACCCUACAGGAUCAUCCACAACGUCACGGAGGCGUGGCACUUCGACGGGGUGCCGAUGGUGACGUACGCGAGUCACGUGACGGCCAACUUUGCGUACUACAUUCCCGAACUGUUGAGAUACUGGGACGGUUUGGUGAGCCUUUCCGCGUUCGUGCCUGAUCUGGACGUCGCCAUGUUCCUUGAGCAGAUCAACCAGUACUGUUACUGCGUGCCCGGGAUGGCUAGAGUCUCUAUCCAUCUGAUUUACCAUAAAGGAAUACCGAUGUCGAAGAAAGACGUAUACUUUACCCGACCGGAUGAUUGUCUAAUUCAAGACUCGUCGAAGAUCAAAACCCACAGGGAUUUUGACGACACCGUGGUCUAUCCGGUUAACGUCUGCCGGAACGUGGCAAGGAAUAGUUCGCUGACCAAGUUCGUGAUGGUAUCGGAUAUACAGUUGAUGCCCAGCAAGGACCUGGCUCGUAGGUUCCUCCAAAUGGUGGAUAAGUACCACAAAAACAACACCGGCGAAGUGUUCGUGGUACCCAUUUUCGAAGUGGAGGAGACCGAGCGGGUACCGCGGACUAAAAACGAGUUGAUACGACUGCUAGCGGACAGGAAGGCCGUAUACUUCCACGGAAUGGUGUGCGAACACUGCCAAAAGUUUCCCGCCAUAGAGAAAUGGGUCAUGUCGGAUUCGGGAAAGACAAUUAAGCCGUUUUAUACGGUGAAAAGGAGGUUCCCGUACCAUAGGUGGGAGCCCAUCUUCAUAGGGACCAACGCUGAACCAUUGUACAACGAAAAAUUGUCGUGGGACGGACUGCAGGACAAAAUGCCGCAGUCGUUGGAAAUGUGCCUGAGGGAUUACGAUUACACAGUGUUGGACGGUUGUUUCUUGGUCCACUGGCCAGGCAUGAAAAAGACGAAGAUUGUCGACGAGGAAUGGCGGAUACCGUUCGUCAGGGACAAUAUGCGCGAGUACAAGAAGAUCCUUGGCCGGUUCUACAAGAAGUACAAGAUCAUACCGCAGUGCAAGAUACUGACGGUUUCUAAACUGCCCGGUUUUAACGAAACAAUCAAUUAGAAUACAUUCGAUGCGAAUUUUCAAAUAGCAUAGGGUUAUUUAUACGGUUUAACUUAAUAAAUUAUUUAA